Messenger RNA from Brassica oleracea var. oleracea, 1685 nucleotides. RefSeq lists its product as uncharacterized. Gene Ontology annotation, biological process: regulation of gene expression. The transcript has 7 exons. Gene Ontology annotation, molecular function: RNA nuclease activity. Bases 42 to 1520 code for a protein of 492 amino acids. Lineage: Eukaryota; Viridiplantae; Streptophyta; Magnoliopsida; Brassicales; Brassicaceae. Gene Ontology annotation, cellular component: peroxisome. The record is from RefSeq and is a predicted model, not a curated record.
GGAGGACCUUCUUGUGUCUGAGAGAUUUUUGUUAGAGAGGGAUGUCGGGGAACGAUGCGGCGGAGACAGCUAAAAUAGAGGUGUGGUGGGACAUGAAUGACUGUACGAUUCCGGAGGGGUAUGAUGCUCGUCGGGUCCGUUCAGGUAUAGAAAGGGCGUUCGAAAAACUAGGCUACACUGGUCGUGUCUCCAUCACUGCCUAUGGCGACCAAAAAAAAACCCCUUGCGACGUCCUACGAGGGCUCUCUUCCACUGGAGUCGCUGUUGCACAUACCAAUUCCGAUAGCACGCGCUCAGUCAUGCAUCGGGAUAUGGUGGAAUGGCGAGCUCAAAAUCCUCCUCCGGGUAUAAUUUUAAUCAUAUCCGAUCAGGUGGAAGGUGAAUUCUCCUGGGAUCUGGCCCGCCUACAACAGCGCACUAGAUACAAACUUUUUCAGGCUAAUUCAAUGAAGAGUCUCGAUGAUUUUAUCCUGCUCUAUAAAGCAAAUUGGCGCUGGGAACAACUACUAGAAAAAGGAGACCCACCACUUGUGGCGGUGGUGGGUGGAUUAUCAUCUGCUGCCAUGUUUUAUUGCAAAUCGUGCAAUUUCGAUUGCCAAAGCCUGAAGAAAUUCAGGAAGCAUCUCUCCAGUUAUAAGCAUGGAAUGGAAGAGGCUAUAAACCCUCCGGACACACGACUCUCUUGUGUAACGAAGAGGUGGGCAAGGAACUACCCGGCCACCCCUGAACACGCCACAGCUAAAAUACAUGUGUUGUGGGACAUGAAUGACUGCCCUAUUCCCGAGGGGUAUGAUGCUCGCCGGGUCCGUCCAAGUAUAGAAAGGGCCUUCAAGGAAAUAGGCUACUCUGGUCCUGUCUCCAUCACUGCCUUUGCCGACCAAAAACAAACACCUGUUCACCACCUUCUUGCGCUCUCUUCCACUGGUGUCGAUUUUUCACAUACCCUUCCCUGGGUCCAUUACAGUCGCAUGAUUACAGAUUUUGAGAAAUGGACAAAAAAUAAUCCUGCUCCGGCUUCAAUUAUGAUCAUAUCGGAUGAAGUGGCUUCGAGCAAGUACCGUUCAACAUAUAUUUGCGGGAAACUACAAGAGAGUAAUUACAACUGUUUUUUGGCUUAUUCAGUUAGGCCUUUUGAAAUGCCUGUCCUGGUCACUUCUGCUGAGUGGCUCUGGGAUAGCUUACUUUCAGUUUCAGAGACAAAAAGAAACAUUCUUCACAAGUGCAGUGAAAGUGAAAGUGAAAGGGUUGUUGCAGCAUCUACCGGAAUGUUUUGUUGCACAUUGUGUUUAUGUGAUUGCAAAAGCCUCGAUGAUUUCAAUAAGCAUCUCUCAAGUAAAGAUCAUACACAGGAAGAGAAGAGAAUGACUUCGCAUGCUCAAUCCUUUCCUCACCGGCAAAGGCAGUAUAAAAUAUCCAACUACUAUGAUGAGGUAGGAUAUCCUCCCAAGACCAAACGUAUGAGGAAAGCAGCCCUGAAGGGUUUUUUUCUCCCUAGACCAUUACGUUUUACUAGACGUUGACAUUGUGUUUACUAAUGUGAAGCUCGCUCUCAUCUUCCUUUCUAGUCUUUUUUUUUUUUUUUUUUGAAACACUUCCUUUCUAGUCUGUCUUUCCCUUUUGCUUGUUCUCAAAUCAAUGCUUGUAUAUAGAUAUAAAUUAAACUUAAUGGUGUUUUUUUUCUUCUA